Colletotrichum paranaense is the source of this 1041-nucleotide messenger RNA. Its product is annotated as methylisocitrate lyase. The record is from RefSeq and is a predicted model, not a curated record. Gene Ontology annotation, molecular function: catalytic activity. NCBI's taxonomy places the organism in Eukaryota, Fungi, Ascomycota, Sordariomycetes, Glomerellales, Glomerellaceae. The transcript has 3 exons. Bases 1 to 1041 code for a protein of 346 amino acids.
AUGUCUAGGUCCAUCGUCAACACCACUCCCUACCCGUUUCACUUCGACGCAAGCAAUGGUCCGACCAUCGAUAGAAGCGACAAGAAAGCAAUACUGAAACUAGAUAAUUGUCGUGGAGGGAUUCCGUCCCUCCAGGCAACCAAGAUUCGAGCCAUGAUGCAAGAGGCGCACGAAGACCCUUCCAAGAUCCUUGCUCACGUAUGCAGCUACGAUGCCUUGAGUUCAAGACUUUGUGAAGAGGCUGGCUUCCCUCUGGUCUUCCUGGCUGGGUAUGCCAUGGCUUCUGCUUUUGGCCUCCCAGAUACUGGAUACAUAGCUUUCCAGGAAGUUGCUGCAAAGGUUCAGGAAGUUGUCAGAGAAGUCAAAGUUCCCGUCCUUGUGGAUGGUGAUACUGGAUACGGCGGCCCGAUGAAUGUGAAGAGGACCGUUGAGGGAUUUGCGGCCGCAGGAGCUGCUGGCAUCAUGAUAGAGGACCAGUCUUGGCCUAAAAGAUGCGGCCACACUGCUGGCAAGAGCGUGGUCUCUAGAAGCGAGGCUUACGCCCGAUGGCAGGCCGCAGUUGAUGCCAGAGACGAAGGGGUGGACAUGUGGAUCAUGGCUCGGACCGAUAGUCUCAUCCACGGAUACGACGAAGCUCUCACCAGAGCUCGGAAGGCGAUUGAGAUUGGAGUGGAUGCCGUCUUUGUUGAGGCGCUCCCCGAUCGCGAGACCAUGGAACGCCUGAGAAACGAUCUCGACUUCCCUGUCUUUGCCAACAUCAUUGAGGGUGGUAAGACGGAGAACUUGUCUGCGCAAGACCUGGGCAAGCUCGGGUACUGCGGAGUUGCAUACCCGUGGACUUUGGUUGCCGCAAAAUUGAAGAGUAUUCGCGAGGCUUUAGAGGCGUUGAAAGGUUCCUUCCUCGUGGGAAAGCCCCCGACGAUUCUGUCCUACGCUGAGGUUUGCGAGGGGGUCGGUUUCAACAAGUACUUCAAGCUUGAGGAGCGCUACCAAUAUGAGGGGCGCACGAAUGGAGCAAAUGGCCACCAGUGGAAGGAAUGA